Molecule: messenger RNA, 1464 nt
Organism: Strongylocentrotus purpuratus (purple sea urchin)
Lineage: Eukaryota; Metazoa; Echinodermata; Echinoidea; Camarodonta; Strongylocentrotidae
Product: aqualysin-1
Exons: 8
Coding region: 225-1382 (385 amino acids)
Biological process (GO): proteolysis
Molecular function (GO): serine-type endopeptidase activity
Source: RefSeq, a predicted model, not a curated record
UAAAUACGGUUAUACACGACUGCAAAUAGUACCUUUGCCUUGCAUGGAUACAAAACAAAUUCUGUUCUGUUCAUCACGUGGGUAUUUAACCUUUGCCUGUAUCAUAAUAAUAAUACAUCACUUGUCUUCACUGUGAACUAUAUUUUUUAGCUUCCGUGUUGUAUCAGAGAGAUACUAAAUAUUUAGGUAUAGGACUAUAACGAUAAUCUGGUCUUGGAGUCAACAUGAUUCGUCAGAUCCUAGUCCUGGCCCUGUUGGUUCUUCUUACUGUGGAAGCGAGACCAAAGUGGGAGAAGCUGUUUAAGAAGUCAGAUAAUGAUCGGGUGCCAGGCCAGUACAUCGUUGCUCUAAAGCCUGGGUUCAAGGCUGAGGCAUUUGUGACUAAGGUUUCAACCCAGAAAUCUCCGUCGUUUGCGAAUUGUUCCUUCUUCCACGUGUACAAGAGUAUCAUCAACGGGUUCGCCGCCAAACUCACCCCAAAGGGCUUAGAAGAACUUCUUAGCCUUGAAGAGGUAUCUUUGGUGGAGGAGAAUGGGGUCGUUCAAGCUCACCAAGCCUACCCUGGGUCGUGGGGGCUGGACCGGGUAGACCAGAGGUACCUACCACUAGAUGGACAGGCGGAUUUCACAGGUGACGGAAGCGGUGUAAAUGUGUACAUCUUAGACACGGGUAUCUAUCCAUCUAACACCUAUUUCAACGGAAGAGCUUCUGUGGGGUAUGAUGCUGUAGGCGGUGCGACGGGAGGAAUUGAUUGUAACGGUCAUGGUACCCACUGUUCCGGGACGAUAGGCUCCGAUGUCUAUGGGAUAGCUAGAGGCGCAUCAUUGAUCGGAAUUCGGGUCCUCAACUGUCUGGGCUCUGGCUCUACAUCACAGGUUUUAGAAGGUCUUGAUUGGGUACAAACCUGGGCGCGGAAACCAGCAGUGGCGUCCAUGUCUCUCGGAGGCGGGGUAUCCGUACUCCUGGAUGCAGGUGUGACGUCACUUACUAACAGUGGAGUCUUGGUGGCGGUCUCGGCGGGAAACGACGACCAUGAAGCCUGCCAGAAUUCUCCGGCUAGAAACCCACUUGCUAUGACUGUGGGUGCCACGGACAUGCAAGAUGCACGAGCUUACUUCUCCAACUACGGCACUUGUCUUGAUAUCUAUGCUCCUGGAGUAGACAUCACCAGUACUUGGUACGGUGGACCUACCGCUACCAACACUAUCAGCGGUACCUCUAUGGCAUGUCCUCAUGUAGCAGGAGCGGCCGUCAUAGCACUUGGAAACGACAACAGCCUCGCUCCAGAUGCUCUCAAACAGAAGAUCGUGAACGACGCAACACCGGAUAUAGUUUCUGACCCCAAGUCUGGGUCACCAAACUUGCUGCUUUACAUACCCUGAAUUGAUUUGCGCAUGCGCUAAGCGCUACACCAAUGAUGAUAACACUGAUGAAGAAUUGUUACGUAGUGCCUGAUGAAACAAA